GGAGAGCGCUUCCUGGGCCGCCCACGCCGCGCCGCCCCCGUCUCCGCUCCCGUUGUUUGCAGGAGAGUCCCGCUGCGACCUGGAGACGCCGCCGCCGACGCCGCCUCUCGCGAACUUGCCAGGUUUGCAGCAUGGAGCAGCUGGCGAGUGCAAACGCUCAUUUCGCCCUGGAUCUCUUCCAAAAGUUCAGGGAAGCCGACCCGACAGGCAACAUCUUUUAUUCCCCUCUCAGUAUCUCCACUGCCAUCGCCAUGGUCUUCUUGGGGGCCAGGGAGAACACAGCAAAGGAACUAGCAAAGACAUUUCAUUUUGAUGAUAUCGAGGACCUUCACUCAAGGUUCCAAAAGCUCAAUGCCCAGUUUAACCGGAGUGACGCCCCCUAUAUAGUGAAGGUUGCUAAUCGGCUCUACGGUGAGAAGACCUACAACUUUUUGCAAGACUUUUUGACCAGCACUCAGAAAAAUUAUGGCGCUGAGUUGUCUGCAGUGGAUUUUCAAAAUGCUCCUUCUGAAGUCCGAAAGGAGAUUAACCAGUGGGUCGAAGAGCAGACUGGAGGUAAGAUCCUUGAGUUGUUGCCGGAAGAUUCACUGAAUCCAAUGACCAGACUUGUUCUGGUGAAUGCCAUCUACUUUAAAGGCACCUGGGUAGAGCAGUUUAAAGAAGAGGAUACAGAAGAGAAGCCUUUCAGACUCAAUAAGAAGGAAAAGAAGACCGUGAAGAUAAUGUACAUGAAAAAGAAGCUUCCUUUUAGGUACAUCCCUGAAUGCAAAUGCCGUGUCCUGGAAUUGCCUUACAAGGGGAAGGAACUUAGUAUGGUUAUCCUGUUGCCUGACGACAUUGAAGAUAACUCCACUGGCCUGGAACAGCUGGAGAAGGAGCUCACCUUUGCAAAGCUCCAAGAGUGGACGCAGGCAAGAGAGAUGUCUUCCUCCCGUAAAGUUCACGUGCGUCUCCCUAAAUUUAAGCUGGAAGAGACCUAUGAUCUUAAGUCGAGUCUAUCAGCCUUGGGGCUACAGGAUGUCUUCGACAGCCACAAGGCCGACCUGUCUGGGAUGUCGGGAUCCCGGGACCUCCAUGUGUCCAAAAUUGUCCACAAGUCGUUUAUAGAAGUGAACGAAGAAGGCACAGAAGCUGCAGCAGCGACCGCUGGGAUGAUAAUGUUGAUGUGCAUGCCUGUCGAAGAAGAGUUCAAUGCGGACCACCCUUUUCUGUUCAUCAUCCGCCAUAACCCGACGCAAAGUAUGCUUUUCUUCGGAAGAGUUGCCUCUCCGUAAAAAGUAAAACAAAUGGUGGAGCCGUAUAGUAGAGUUCCCCAAACUAGUUAUGCUUAGCUUGAUUGAGGGAGAAGGGGAAGAUCUUUUACUCGCUGUACAAUCCUAUGUGAAGGUACCCCGGUCUUAAGUCCACUGCUCUCACUGGCUGAGGUGGAAGUAAGUCUGCCUGGGAUUGCAUAGCAAAACACUGGAUUUCGCUUCAGCUUGGAUCCUCUUGUGCUUUCUCUUGCUGAUUCUGUUAGGGCAUUUUAACACUGGGUCACAGUCCUGUAGCCAGGGUUUUGUGGUUUGUGGGGCAAAUUUUUUUUCUGGUGGGGCUGCCAUUUUUUUUCCCAAAUAAAAAAUAAAAUAGUGUCUGUAAAUAACUACUUCCCUGUGCAGGGAUCCCUCGAAGCUGUGGAGUCCUGU
This is a messenger RNA of Gekko japonicus, 1682 nucleotides long. Its product is annotated as leukocyte elastase inhibitor-like. Bases 132 to 1274 code for a protein of 380 amino acids. The record is from RefSeq and is a predicted model, not a curated record. Gene Ontology annotation, molecular function: serine-type endopeptidase inhibitor activity. NCBI's taxonomy places the organism in Eukaryota, Metazoa, Chordata, Lepidosauria, Squamata, Gekkonidae. The transcript is spliced from 7 exons. Gene Ontology annotation, biological process: negative regulation of endopeptidase activity.